UGAUGAAGGUGGGCUUUUGAAAACGAGUCCAAUGUUUCUCUUAUUUAAAGGGGAAGUUCUUCUAAUCUAACCAUAAGUCAUGGGCAUGUGAGGAGUGCUCACUGAAGUGCUCUGAACUUCUAUCCUCUUUUCAACAUCCAUUGCACAUGUUUAUUUCGCUACUGGAACGGUAGAUGGAUUCGUCCAUAGAGAGCUCCGGUUCAUCGACCGGUAACCCGGUGCGCUGCCGUCGUACCUGUAAGAUCAUUGUGAUUGGAGAUGCCGGUGUCGGUAAGACCUGUCUGACUCACCGCUUCUGUACCGGGCAGUUUCCCAGCAGAACGGAGGCUACAAUCGGGGUGGAUUUUCGUGAGAAACUUAUUGAGUUCGAAGGCGAGAAAAUCAAAAUACAGCUCUGGGACACGGCAGGUCAGGAGCGUUUUCGUAAAAGCAUGGUCCAGCACUACUAUCGCAAUGUGCACGGAAUUGUCUUUGUCUUUGAUGUCACUAACCCCUCUAGUUUCUGCAAUCUUCCCUUGUGGAUGGACGAGUGCCGUCAGCACUCUCUUGGUCUGGAUAUACCCCGUGCCCUUGUUUGCAACAAGGCCGAUCUGGUCACUUCGACCACUGCUUCUGUGUUAAUCGCUCAGGCUCGUCAUUUGGCUGAAGUCCACGGAAUGUCUUUUUAUCUUACAUCAGCCAAAGGUCUCAAAGGGGACCAGGUGGACAGCAUCUUUGUGACAUUGGCACAGAGGUUGAAGAGCCAGAGAAGGGAGAGUGUGAACGAAUGUGUAUUACAAUGCAGAUCUGAGAGCUUCAAUAUCCCAGCAAGAGUCGUAACAGCACAAGAGAGCAAGAAGAAAUGGGCCUGCAUCUGCUAAUGGAUGGAUGAACUUGAGAGUUAUUUUAG
Messenger RNA from Cyprinus carpio (common carp), 889 nucleotides. RefSeq names its product ras-related protein Rab-33B-like. The record is from RefSeq and is a predicted model, not a curated record. Gene Ontology annotation, cellular component: endosome; Golgi apparatus. Gene Ontology annotation, molecular function: GTPase activity; GTP binding. NCBI's taxonomy places the organism in Eukaryota, Metazoa, Chordata, Actinopteri, Cypriniformes, Cyprinidae.